AUGGAAUUAAUGCGUUCACGUGAUAUUUGCACUGCGGCAUACUACGAUGAUGUAGAGCGCAUUAAGCAAAUUGUACAUGCUUCUAUUCAAGGCGGCGAUGAGGAAGAGGAAGAGGAGCAAGACCUCGGUGCUGAAAGUGAUGAAGAAGAAAUGGAGGAAGAACGUGAUUUCCUUCGACGUUUGGAAAAGUUGGAAAAACGACGGGAGAUGAUCGCAGCUCUGCUUAGUACCACAGGACUGUUAAAAACCCUUGAAACGGGUGAGCAGUACGGGUUUCUCUUUCGUGUGGAAGAACAGGAGAAGGAUGGUAGUCUUCAACCACAUUUCAAAGUGAGCCGACGUAGUCAGUAUGCGGCAGCUCCACUUCAUUGGGCCGUUCUUGGUCGCUCACAUCAUGCAGUGGAGUACCUCGUUAGAAAUGGUGUCGAUAUACUACAAGAGGUUCCUGGUUUUCCAAAAGUUACUGCCGAUUUUAUUUGUCAGUCUAAUAGGUCUUUAGAAACGGCAAGACAGUUAGAGAAGGCUGUUGAGGUGCGUCAACAACGUUUGCAGAAUGAGAAGAAGAAGAAAUUGCAGGUGUUGGAGUCUCUUGAGAAUAAGAAGCGGGAACGUGAGCGACAGGCCGCAUUAGAGGCGCGGGGAGAAGAAGAAGAAGAAGGUGAAGACGCAGAUGGAGAAAAGAUGAAAGGUGGGAAUGGUGAUAUCAAUUCUGCUCAUGAGGAUGAAGCUGACGACGGUGUGGAUGAGGAAAAUCCAGAAUAUGAUGGUGAUGGUGAUGGUGAUGGUGAUGAUGGUUAG
This is a messenger RNA of Trypanosoma theileri, 798 nucleotides long. RefSeq lists its product as uncharacterized. The record is from RefSeq and is a predicted model, not a curated record. Bases 1 to 798 code for a protein of 265 amino acids. Lineage: Eukaryota; Euglenozoa; Kinetoplastea; Trypanosomatida; Trypanosomatidae. The transcript has a single exon.